CAUGUCCUUCUUCAGUGCUACCGACACAUCUCUCUAUUCCGAAUCCUGGAAACCGUCGAGCGCAGGCGCUUACGCCGGUACCUGCAUCUUCCUUAUUAUCCUCGCCAUUAUUCUUCGCGCACUUUUCACUGCAAAGGCCUUCUUGGACGCAAGGGCAAUGCAAGCGGCCCUCAAGCGAAGAUAUGUUGUGGUGGCUGAUCAGCAGCCCGUCGGAGACAAGGCCUUCAACGAUGCCGGCUCCAUGGAUGGCAUCUUGACCACAAACGGUGUGCAAGAGAACGUACGUGUCGUGUCGGCUCCUGUGAAGACCAUGCAGCCUUUCCGGUUCAGCGUCGACUUACCUCGCGCGGCUAUCAUGACGGUUGCUGCUGCUGUUGGGUACCUUCUCAUGUUGGCUGUCAUGACAUAUAACAUUGGUUACUUCCUCUCGGUCCUAGCAGGUGCUUUCAUUGGGGAACUGGGCUUUGGCAGGUUCAACCAAGGGGCCAUGGCCAUGUGA
Molecule: messenger RNA, 499 nt
Organism: Periconia digitata
Lineage: Eukaryota; Fungi; Ascomycota; Dothideomycetes; Pleosporales; Periconiaceae
Source: the annotation of a GenBank genome assembly